AUGUCGGACAAUAAUGAUAUCAUCAUAAUAGACGACGACGAUGAUGAAGAAGAUAUGGAUUUAGAUCGCAAUAAUAAUAUUCAACAUGAAUUGGAAGGAAUUGAAGAAAUGGAAGAUAUAAUAGAUGUCAGAUAUAACGGUCGAGAAUUGGAAUACAAAAUCGUUUGGAAAGAAUCUGAUGAUACAACUUGGGAAAAAGACACAUCGUUUAUUGGAGAACAAUCGAUUACUGAUUUGAUUAUUUUUAAAUUUGAAAAUUUGAACAAAAUCGGAGAUAUUUUGAGACGAAGUUUAGAAACAGAGGCAAUAAAAGCCAAAGAAAAUGAGCAAUGCUAUGAAAAUCCACCGUACCGACCAAUCGAAUUAUGGGAAGUAAGAGGAAAAGAUUAUAAUCGGAGAAUUGAUAUGGGUUUCGAAAUUAAGUUGGAACAUUUGUAAGUUGUGAACAAAUAAGUCGAAAUUAAUAGGGAUUUUCAAUAAAAAAUUGGAGCAAAAAUGUUCAUCUCACAAAUGAUAAAGUUAUGGAAAUGUCAUUUUUUAAUGAAAAAAAAAAACGUUUUUUGAAUUCAAAUUUGAAAAUUAUUUUUACAAAACAUUGUGCUCUCACUUGAUAACAAGAAAUUCAUAACACAAAUUCAUUUUUUUAUUUUGCAUUUUUUUCAGAAAAAUGCGUAGAUAUGCGUACAAUUCAUCAAAAUCGACUUCGUUGAAUAAUCAAAAAACCAGAAGUGCAAUUUCAAAUGAUAUUCCAAGCCACCUUCAUAUUCCUGUUGAAAUGAAUGGUAUAAUUAAUUAUGAAAUCGAUAUGAAAAUGGGCAAUGAUUUGAAAAACUUGUGCCCAACAAUGAUUGAUGAACUAUCAAGAACAAUAUGGAAAAUAUUCAAUAAGAAAAGACAAUCUAUUUCGAGAUUGGAAGACAAAUUAGAAGCACAAGAUCAAUUUCAAAGUCUUCUACGUUCGUUUUUUCAAUAUGAAAUUGUGCCUAUUCUUGCCAUUGGAUCAACCGUUUAUGGAUCAGCAUUGAAACACUCAAAAAUGGAUUUGAUGUUAACAAAAGCUACCUUUUCUACUUCUGAAGAGUGAGUUUGACUCCUAAAAUUUAAUAUUUCAUCAGAUUAUUUCAGAGAAGUCAUUGAAGUUUUGGAAAUGAUAAAAAAUGCAUGGAAAACAAGAUUGGACUUUCAAGAAUUAAUCAAUAAACCUCAUUUGGUUAGAGGAGAAGAACCGAGUCUGAAUUUUGUCUUCAGAGGAAAAUAUUCUGGAAUUGAGUGUAACUUAAUUAUUAAUAAUUUGGAUAGUUUCAAAGAUUCUUGUUUAUUCACUUUAUAUUCGAUGUAAGUUCAUAAAUCAAUUUUGUAAACAAAUCAAAUUUCCGAAAACAAAUAACUAUAAUUUCAGGGUUGAUGUUCGUUUUUCCGUUCUGACAAUUAUUGUGAAAGUAUGGGCGGAAGAAUAUAAACUCAUGGAUUCGAAGAACCAUUUUCUGAGCGGCUACACAUUAAUGUUAAUGGUGACGCAUUUUUUGCAAUCUGGAACAUAUCCUCAGCUUUUGCCAAAUUUACAAGGAAUGUUUCCUGAAACAUUUACGACUGACGCAUCUGUGCAAAAAUUAUAUCAUUUACCCGGAAUGGAACAAUUAUUGGAAACCCGCCAAAAAAAUAAUUGUUCGAUUGGAGAGCUAUUGAUUCAAUUUUUUGUGUAUUAUUCACAUUUUGAUUUUGCAAAUUAUGAAAUAGAUUGCAAGAAUUGCAGAUCGAGCCGGAGGUUUGUUUUUAGAAUAUUUUUUUCAUAAUUCUUACAUCGAUUCUUUAGAUCUUCCACCAAUACACCAACAGCUUUGAGUGUCCUCGAUCCGAUCACUUCUAAAAAUACUGCAAAGUAAGAAAGUUAUUAGUUUUUUUCAAUUUCUUAUUUUCUAUUCUUAUUUUCAGGAAUGUCGGACACGAACAAUUGGCGGAAAUCGUUGCAAGAAUUCAAACAGCGAAGAGAAGAAUCCGUAGUCCAUCAUUCAGAUUGAAAGACAUUCGAGUCCAUGCUUGA
Molecule: messenger RNA, 2041 nt
Organism: Caenorhabditis angaria
Lineage: Eukaryota; Metazoa; Nematoda; Chromadorea; Rhabditida; Rhabditidae
Source: the annotation of a GenBank genome assembly